This is a messenger RNA of Hyaloscypha bicolor E, 711 nucleotides long. RefSeq lists its product as uncharacterized. Gene Ontology annotation, biological process: translation. NCBI's taxonomy places the organism in Eukaryota, Fungi, Ascomycota, Leotiomycetes, Helotiales, Hyaloscyphaceae. Gene Ontology annotation, molecular function: structural constituent of ribosome. The record is from RefSeq and is a predicted model, not a curated record. The transcript is spliced from 2 exons. Gene Ontology annotation, cellular component: mitochondrial large ribosomal subunit. The coding region runs from base 87 to 512 and encodes 141 amino acids.
UCGAACGCUGGUCCUGUGCGAGAGCAAUUGCGAGCUUUUUCGAAUUGGCAAGGCAAGAAUCAUCAUUGCCAUUGUCGUCCGUCACCAUGGCCGCCAUUCAUACUGCAACCUCGUCGAUACUGUCCUCCUUCCUCCCUCGAUUCUCCGUAUCCACAGUGACCAGAGCUUCGAGAUACACCACCUUAUAUUCACGGCAGCUCUCACACCCGUUAUUACCCUCACUAGCAUUUGCAAUCCCUUCUGCCAUACAACUCAAUGUUCCGGGACUACUGGGUGGGAUAUGGGAAUCGAUACUCCGGGCUGUGCCGAAGAAGAAGACAUCACAUAUGAAGAAGAGGCACAGACAAAUGGCAGGAAAAGGAAUGAAUGACGUGACCGCUCUGAACAAGUGCUCUGCUUGUGGGCAUGUAAAGAAGGCGCACUUUCUCUGUCCGUAUUGCGUUCGAGAGAUCCAGGAUAUGUUCAAGGGGAAGACGAACAAAACCACAUCAGACAAGCCGACGGAUGAAUAAUGAGGGAUAAUAUUUGAGAUGGAGGAAGUGAAGCUGGGUUGUGGCAUAGCAUUUGGCGUUUUGGGAAUGGGAAGUGGUUGUAGACUAGGCUUCAAUGCGACUUAAAGAUUGUACAAAUAUUGUACUUAAGGCGUAAGAAGAUAUUGCAAUCAAAAGACUUCAUGCAAAGCUUGAUCAAAUAUUGCAUGUUGGCGUUUUC